UUGGUUCCAUGGAGAACGUCGUGCCCUUUCACUCUUCAUAUGCCUGGACGUUUCAGGCUCUAUGCGUGGUUCGAUAGAACAGGCCAAAGAAGUUAUAUUAAAGAUCAUGGGUGAACUAUUGCAAAAUGGCAUUCUUGUCGAAGCAGACAUUACGUGCUUUUUCUAUAGUUCUUCAUGCGAUGAAGUAAAAUUCGGUGAUAAUCCAAAUAUGCUUUGGGACAAUGGUGAAAUAAAGAAUUACUUCAAUGGCGUGAGGGCAGGCGGAGGUACAAAUUUCGAGAGUGUUUUUAAAUCGAUCAUCAAAAACCUUGAUAAUGUAAACAGCAACAACGAUUUGGCCAUCAUCUUCUUUACGGAUGGCCAAGAUUCCAUAAGCGACUAUACCAAAAAGGAACUAGAAGAUGCUUUGUUAAGAACCCCUUACACAACUGAAGUUCACACAAUUGGAUUUACGGAAAAUCACGAUGCUUCUCUUCUUUCGUGGUUAACAAAAUGUGGAAGCAAAGGAGGAAAUUUCAUGUACAUUAAAGAUUCAAGUGAAAUUCCGAAUAUAUUAAGUGUGAUGAUACCAUUGUUGGAAUUGAGAGAUAGAACUCUUUAUGUUAAAGUCGGAGAUCAAGAUCCCCUGGCCGAACAAUUUGAUGAUCAAGGUUCCGGAACGGUUAUCCUCAAAGGCAAAGUGGAGGGUGAACGAAUCACAGUAUUGAGACAUUUGCGGAGUCACGAGAAGUACGAAUUUCAACCACCACAACAAAUUUCCAAUAGCAGUCCAAGGGCAAUACAAUCAAUAAUCUAUUACAUUCAACAUGAAAUCCAAAUUUUCACGAAUGAAAUAAUCAAUCAUAUCAAGCAUAACGAACACGAGAGAAUCCAGCGACUCUUGAUUGAAGUAGAAAGAUAUGAAGAACAAUUGAACGACAUUCUGCUAACGGCUUCCAAAAAAGUAUUGGAGAUGCACGACGACAUAAUCCAGGAUGCCAAAUCCACCAUCGGCGAGUUCAAAAUCAUCUUGAUCAAGAAAUCUGAUGGUAGUUUGACAAAUGACAAGAUUGCAAAUUUCAACGACUUGAUAUACAAGAAUAUCCGCGAACUGAAAAACCCCACUAUCUUUAAGCCCACUACACAAGAAAUCGAAGAAGUAUCGGACAGCGAAAACACAUCCGUCAGCGAUGACACAGAUAACACUUCGAUCAGCGACGACAGAUCGAUUUCGUUGCUAUUGGAUAAAAUCAGCUCCCUUGAGGCCAACAUGAAUCAAAAAUUUGAUCAAUUACAAUCCAGAGUUGUAAAGGCCGAGAAUGAAAUAGAUAAUCAAGAUAAUCAAAAAGUCGAAGAAAAAGAAACAGCUGGUCAAGAUAAUCAAAAAGUCGAAGAAAAAGAAGCUCAUAGUCAGGAUGAACAAAAGGUCCAGAAGAACACUGAGAUGGCAAGAACCCCAAUUAGAUGUGGAUCAAAGAUUGCUCUUGUUCACGUGUCCACUGGAAGAUAUUUGACUGCUCAUAGAGGUCAACGAGGCCCAAUCGUCAGUCAAGAACAGGACAUUGACCAGGAUACUGAUCUCUGGACCAUUACCGAAGCCAGUAAUAGUAAGGGUGUGAGCAUGGGACAUCCCGUACAUCUCAAGACCACUAUUAGGCUUAAACACGAGGCAACGAUGGGAAAUUUACAUUUGACUCUCUAUUCGGGCAGCAAUGCUGACGAUGAUUGGCGUAUCCAACGAUGUGAACCUAAUGAUAGCAACACAAAUUAUCUGACAAAUGGUGAUAUCGUCUGUCUUGUACAUAAUUCGACCAAAACUCACGCGCUUUACUAUCGCGAACCUCAGUCAGGUGACGUAAAUCAUGAAGUCAGCUGUUAUGGAAAUGGGAAGAAAAAUAAUAGA
This is a messenger RNA of Acaulospora morrowiae, 1882 nucleotides long. NCBI's taxonomy places the organism in Eukaryota, Fungi, Glomeromycota, Glomeromycetes, Diversisporales, Acaulosporaceae. The record is from the annotation of a GenBank genome assembly.